Molecule: messenger RNA, 3190 nt
Organism: Dendronephthya gigantea
Lineage: Eukaryota; Metazoa; Cnidaria; Anthozoa; Malacalcyonacea; Nephtheidae
Product: beta-galactosidase-1-like protein 2
Exons: 19
Coding region: 180-2204 (674 amino acids)
Biological process (GO): carbohydrate metabolic process
Cellular component (GO): vacuole
Molecular function (GO): beta-galactosidase activity
Source: RefSeq, a predicted model, not a curated record
UUAAGUACAACUUUCAUGGUAAGCGUGCGCUAUCAAUAAACAAAUAGAGCACGCUUAUGUUACAACUUACAAUAUGAUUCCAAAUUGGUGGCUCCGCCUUCCUGCUUUCCUGCACACGUCACAAUUUUUUAAUAUGUUAUUACUUUCAGCACAGACCCGACAGGGUCAAUUGAGUUUCAAUGACAAUAUUCAACUUUAUAGACAUUCGACUAAUACGACCAUGCAAACGGAGGCUGUGUACGGUUAGCAAUCGUGUCUGUAUCAUAGUCUUGUUUAUUUGUAUUUGGUUUCUUGCUCUAAAGAGUAUCAUAAGUCAAGUAUCGAAAGUUAAUGUUUAUAUGGAGCCAUCUGCGCCGAGGACUGGUCUUAAAGCUGAGGGAGCUCUGUUUGCCUUGGAUGGGAAACCAUUUACAAUAUUAAGUGGUGCAAUACAUUAUUUCCGAAUUGUACCCGAAUACUGGGAGGACAGACUUCUGAAAUUAAAAGCUCUUGGUUUAAAUACAGUUGAAACAUAUGUUCCAUGGAACUUACAUGAACCUACACCUGGCAAUUUUGUUUUUGAUGGAAUUGCAGACAUUAAAGCUUACAUCCAACUUGCACAAAAACUUGGCCUUUAUGUGAUCAUUCGCCCAGGUCCUUACAUUUGUGCUGAAUGGGAGUUUGGAGGAUUACCCAGUUGGCUCCUCCAUGACCCUGAAAUGCAAAUUAGAUCAUUCACACCACUAUAUUUAAAAGCCAUAGAUGAUUAUUUUUCAACCUUGAUCCCUUUAUUGGCUCCACUACAGUACAAGAACGGAGGUCCAAUAAUCGCCUUUCAAAUCGAGAAUGAGUAUGGGAAUUAUGGAGAUAAUUCAUAUUAUAUGAAAUACUUGUAUGAUGUUUUCACUUUACGUGGUGUGACAGAGCUUCUUUUUACAUCAAAUAGCCUGGCUGGAGCAAGAAAAGCACUUCUUCCAUCUGUUUUAAUGACGAUCAACUUCCAGUCAAAUCCUGAACAAAAUCUUCAGGGUUUACGGGAAAUCCAGCCGGAAAAGCCAUUGAUGGUGAUGGAAUUCUGGCCGGGUUGGUUUGAUCAUUGGGGGGAAAAACACAAAGUAAUGAAUGCUGAAGAGGUGGUUGGAAUAGCAAGAAAUAUCUUAAAGAAUGGAUCGUCCAUUAAUUUCUACAUGUUUCACGGUGGAACCAAUUUUGGUUUUAUGAACGGUGGAAAUCAUGAUGCUGGCUACCUGCCGACUAUUACGAGCUAUGACUAUGAUUGUCCAGUAUCUGAGACGGGUGACAUCACACCAAAGUAUCUUAAGCUUCAUGAACUGUUAAAAGAGUUACGACCCGUGCUUCAUACAGAUACAAUUCCUGAUAAAAUAGAUUUGCCAAAAGAAAUAAUGAAGUCCGCUUAUGGAACCGUGAUGAUGACACAAUAUGUUGGAUUCGAAGACAUAGUCAACUUAAUAGGGAAGACAAUUGAAAGUGAGUACGUUGUACCCAUCGAGAAUUUACCCAUCAAUAAUGAUGCAGGACAAUCCUAUGGUUACACGUUGUAUCGAACUACUCUACCUAACAGCGCACAUACGCUGGACAUUAAAGAGUUGAGAGAUUAUGGACAAGUAUUUUUAAAUGGGGAAACUAAAGGCAUUGUGACGUGGCCAGAAUAUGAUGGAAAUUUCAACAUUGAAACUUCUAGCAAGGGUUCUCAUUCAAGACCAAUUCUUGAUAUUUUUGUUGAAAAUUGCGGUCGAGUGAACUACGGAAUGCACAUCGUUGCUCAAAAGAAAGGCAUACUUGGUGGCGUUACGAUUAAUGAAGUGCUGCACAAACAUUGGAAAAUUGUUCCGUUCGAAUUGAAAGCUGAUUUUGUUAUAAAACUUGGUCAAAGUGACGCGAUAUGGGGUGAUACAUCCUCCGAUGAGGUCCUAUCAAAACCUGCUUUGUUCAAGGGUACCUUUACAGUUUCCGGAAAACCUGCCGAUACUUUCCUGGACACCCGAGGCUGGCAUAAAGGUGUUGCUUUUAUCAAUGGUCAUAAUCUUGGUAGAUAUUGGAAAAUUGGUCCACAGGAAACAUUAUAUGUUCCAGCACCCUGGUUGAAAGAGGGUAUUAAUGUUGUGCUAAUAUUCGAGCAACACCCUCGUUCAUCAAUACGAAGCGUAAGACUGUUGAAAGAGCACAGAUUGGGUCCAACUGUGGAGCAUGUACCUUUGAACUAGUAGUUCCGGUUUGCUUCUCAGAAUUUUCUUUAAAAAAUGGAAUUAGCGGUAUAUUCACGCGGCGAUAAGAAACUAAUGGAAGUGGACAUACUGAAACAAUGAGACGCGUGGGUCCUAUAGCCUAUAGGACUCAUUCCCCUCCCCCGGAUAGUAAUAUAAUUCUAUAGAAAAUCAUCCAAAUUCAAGUAUAAAUAAGAUAUUAGAAGAUCGAUCGGCUUCUAUCAGUUGUAUGAAGGGAAGGGCUAUUCUCUAUUACCAUCCGCUUCACCCGCGGCUUUUGAAAAUCUGCCCUUGCGACCGUGACCGGCCUGAAAAACAAAGCGCGCUUCCCCCGCGCGGGCAGAGCGAUUGCAAUGAUUAAGGGUUGCUUAAUAUAUUCCACUGUCGCGUUUUCAGUACGUACGUACACGCUUCUAAAUUUUCAAAAUCGUUAAAGUGAUACGAUUGAAUAGAUUGGGUUGGAUUCAAUGGCCUUUUUCACACUUGCACUGUCUCAUUUUCCAGAAUUAUUCGUCUAUGUGCCGUCUUCACACGGGCAGACGCAUUAUCCGUCUAGACGAACUAUCGUUGGUUAUGCGUCUCUGAGACGAAAAACUGAACAUUAAUCGUCUGGACGUAUUAUGCGUCUUUUGACCGUCUUUAUACUGAAGACGAAUAAAUAGAGAAGACGGAUAAUGCGUCUCUAGUGUGAAAACGGCCAAUCGUUGAUUUUAUGACAAAAAAACGCGACAGUGGAAAACAGCCCUAAGUUGUACGCCUACCUUUGCAAGGCCGCAGCUAGAAGCGUAAUUUGAGGGGGGGGGGGGGGUAUGUUCAUAAGUUUCAUAUAUUCGUCUUGUGCCCAAGUGAUUUCUUUUGUACGCUAUUGUUCCUGCGGUAUAUAUCAAAAUAUCAUUUGUAUGGGCCCAGCCUGCACCCGUACAAAUGAUACAAUAGUGUAAUUCUUGGAUUUUUGUUUAAAAGUCUCUGUAACAUAAAUCAAACGA